CCGUAAUUUCACUCCAACUCUUUUGACCCUCAUUCACAACGCUCCGUUAUUUCGAUAAGAUUUGAAAAAAUAGAAUCACAUCUCAGGUUCGUUUUGGGGCUUCAAAAUUCGAAACAAAACCGUAUUAGCCGCGAGAGAGAGAGAGAGAGAGAGAGAGAGAAUUUAGCAAAUCGAGACAACUAUCAAAUUAGUUUACAGUAGUUUUAUACAGUGACAGCCAAAAAGAAGAAGAAAAGUAGAAACUGAUGAGAGUUCUCGUUUUUGUAAAUCAUGAUUAUGUUGUUUCUUGAUUCUUGAUUGAUUUCCAAUUGAAUCAUUUCUUCUUUAGAUAUAGAAUCAUAGAUAGAUACAGAGUUAUAUAUAUAUAGAGAGAGAGAUAGAGAGAGAGAGAGAGAGGAGUUUAGGGUUUUCGGAUCAAUUUUUAGAGAGAGGAAGUUGGGGAUUUGAAGAUGACGGAGGUGGUCCUCCACAUAUACGAUGUGACGAAUAGUGGUUCAGAUAAGACCAACAACACCAUUGUUCAGAUCAACAAGAUCUUUAAAGACGGUAUUGGUCUUGGUGGAAUCUUCCACAGCGCCGUUCAGGUUUAUGGAGACGAAGAAUGGUCAUUUGGCUUCUGUGAUCAAGGCACUGGAGUAUUUAGUUGCCCUUCUGGAAAGAAUCCAAUGUAUACAUAUCGUGAAUGCAUCAUCCUUGGAAGAACAAACUGCUCGAUAUUCAAGGUCAAUCAGAUCCUGAGAGAACUUAGUAGAGAGUGGCCUGGUAACUCAUACGACUUACUAUCCAAAAACUGCAAUCACUUCUGUGAUGAACUCUGUGAAAGUCUUGGUGUGCCUAAACUUCCUGGUUGGGUUAACCGCUUUGCCCAUGCUGGUGAUGCUGCGGUCGAGAUAGCAGGAAAUACAGCAUACAGGCUGAGACAAGCUAAAACAGAGAUUGUAUCAGCCAGCAAAGUGGCAUAUCGGUUUCUCGCAAGUGUUACUUCCAGCUCCACUAUUGCUUCCAAGUCUCCAGCCAAUUCAAAUAGAGGUUCCCCUAGAUUCCAAGGUACUUGGUUUAAAAACCUCGUUUCUGCUGGUCCCAAACCCUCUGGUAGUUCAGAACUGGAAACCCAGGAGGAUGACAAGCCUCAGCAGCAACAGCGACAAGAUGCAGAAGCACCCCUGCACCAGAAUAUACGGCAUGAUACUUGAGGAAGUAUUCCCCUGGCGUACGAUUGCCGUGUGUACUAUUUUAGAACCUUUUAAACCAAUUGAUUAUUUGUUAAUUGUGAAUUAGUGUAAAAUGUUUACAGACUUUGUUCAACUGUGGAAUUUCUUCAUUGGAAAAAUUGUGCAUCUUAAAAGUGUUUUUUUCUC
Molecule: messenger RNA, 1358 nt
Organism: Cornus florida
Lineage: Eukaryota; Viridiplantae; Streptophyta; Magnoliopsida; Cornales; Cornaceae
Product: deSI-like protein At4g17486
Exons: 4
Coding region: 450-1193 (247 amino acids)
Biological process (GO): protein deubiquitination
Molecular function (GO): deubiquitinase activity
Source: RefSeq, a predicted model, not a curated record